Dermatophagoides farinae (American house dust mite) is the source of this 822-nucleotide messenger RNA. RefSeq lists its product as uncharacterized. NCBI's taxonomy places the organism in Eukaryota, Metazoa, Arthropoda, Arachnida, Sarcoptiformes, Pyroglyphidae. The record is from RefSeq and is a predicted model, not a curated record.
AGAAAUGCCAAGAAAUAAUACAUCCAUAUCGGAAUCGAAUCUAAUUGAAUCAAUUAUCGAUGUUUGUGAUGAUUAUGAUAAUAAUGAUGAUCAAUCGAAAAAUAAAUGGAAUUGUCAGAUGAUGAUUAAUGAUCCGGAUUCAAUGUCGGCAGCAAACAUUAUACUAUAUCAGAUUCGAUUACAAUCAACAGCAAAUAGUUUGAAUCUACUAAUACCAAUAUCAUCGAUACGUGAUGAAAGAUCGAAAUAUUUAUUGGAAACAAAAUUACAUUUCAAACCAAAUGAACAUUAUUGGCAAAGAGAUUUAGAUUGGAACAAUGUCAUCACUAUUGGUCAAUGGGAAGAUCCAACAUUAUUAACACUUUAUGAUCAAUUGUAUAGGAAAAUUGUAUCGAUAAGAUUUCGUAUCCAUGAAGAUGUCAAUCAUUUUCGUCGUCGUAUUAAUCGUGAUCGUUUUACAUUGGUACCAUGGGAUGAAUGGGAAAUUUGUCAACGUGUUGGCGCUUGCCAAUGGAAUCAUUAUAAACAUACAUUUCAACAGGCUAAAUAUCGAUGGCCACAAUAUGUUUUUAAUAUAGCAUAUGUGAUGCGUGGUAAUUCAUCACCAUUCGAUGAUCCUGAUGUUGAAGAAGAUCAUAAACGUAAAGAUCGUAUAAUGGUCGAAUUUGUCAUAAGGAUUCAUAAACAGUAUAAAUCUUUACGAAUGGAACAAAUUAAGAAAAAAACAUCUGUUUCAUCAGUAAAUUGAUUAUUGAAAAUAAAAUUAAUUUAUUCAAUUGUCGAAAGAAUGUUGAUAUGUUGGAUAUAAUUGGUUUAAUUCAA